AUGAGCAGCAUCGUAGUUUUAUCAACUCACCUUUUCUGCCUUCUUCUUGUAGCCUAUAUCUUCAUCCAAAGCUCUCGUCUAUCCAUAUUCACGCGCAAAUUCUCCAGUAACCUUGCUUUAUCCCUUUCGGCUAACAUGAUGAACUCCGGCACUCAAAACAUCCUGUUUCGUCUUCUACAAUUUCUAAAUCUAUACAGUCCUGAAGAAUAUCAUACAGAACUCAACAUGAUCAAGCGCUACGAGCGCCAGCCGGGGUGCGAAAAGGAAACCGCCAACGAAUGCGCCAUGUGUCUGUGCAAAAUCGAGGAAGGGGACGAGAUUAGAGAGCUGAGGUGCGAUCACGUCUUUCAUACGGUGUGCUUGGAGAGAUGUGUUGCCGGGUACAAGCACGAAACAUGUCCAAUGUGCCGUGGCUCUCUGGCUCCGCCCCAUAAAUGGGCCACCGAGCUGCUUGGAGUCUUUGGAGAGGAAGACGUCGUUUUUUCCAACGUGUUUUCAUGCCGUUCAAGUCGUCGCCGGAGCACAUGGUGGCUGAUUUGA
Molecule: messenger RNA, 540 nt
Organism: Rhododendron vialii
Lineage: Eukaryota; Viridiplantae; Streptophyta; Magnoliopsida; Ericales; Ericaceae
Product: probable E3 ubiquitin-protein ligase XERICO
Exons: 1
Coding region: 1-540 (179 amino acids)
Biological process (GO): protein ubiquitination
Molecular function (GO): ubiquitin protein ligase activity
Source: RefSeq, a predicted model, not a curated record